Molecule: messenger RNA, 2115 nt
Organism: Hypoxylon fragiforme
Lineage: Eukaryota; Fungi; Ascomycota; Sordariomycetes; Xylariales; Hypoxylaceae
Exons: 2
Coding region: 658-1401 (247 amino acids)
Source: RefSeq, a predicted model, not a curated record
UGAAAAUCCAAUUGUCCCCCCCCUGAAAUUACGUUCCCUUCCCCUUCUCACCUGCAGGCUCAAUCUACGAAACCCGCCAAUCUCAUCCGCUAGACCCGAACCCAUAACAUCAUCACCAUCAUUACGGUAUCACUAGCAGCAACACGCUGCAAUUCCCACAUUGUUUUGUACCAAUCUGCUUGAAUCUGUGUCAAUCUGGAGUCACACUGUCGUCGUUUCUCUUUUUUUUCUUCUUCUUCGUUUUCGUUCGUCCGGAACUAAUUUCUUAUCAAUCCAUCUCUUUCUUUGACAUAACUUCCCUACCUAGAUAGGGUACUUAGUUUGUUGCAUUCAUUUCAUGCGAUCUGUCCGUAUUCCACAGCACAGUAACAGGCUUGCAUUGCAUGCUCUCCCAUCUUCCAUGACUGUAAUAGGCGAAGGCGACAAAUAACAUUCCAUCAUCCCAAUCGCACGCCUGCGUCCAAUAAUUCGGCAAUCUUUUACGAAACGUUCGCCCGCCACGCCGCUGACAUCCACUCGUUUCCUGCUUACUUUUACCGCUCCCACCCAUAAUUGCGCGCAGCUGGCUAGUUAUUUACGUUAACUUGACAAGACAAAACGCCAUAUCGCGAUUGACAUCCUUUUAUACGGGGGUUUAGGCUUGGUUGCAAUUAAAUUAUGGCGGAUGCAACGCCUCUCUCUACAGGUGGAGAUCAAGGCGCCAAGGAAGAAAAAGUGUCAAUAAAUCAGCCCGUUGGCGACGUCGAGAUGGAAGACCUGUCACAAGUCGAACCUAAAUCUGCCAAUCCAGAUACGAAUCCGGAAACCACAGUAUCCCAAAGUCACGAUACCGAGUCUUCACCAACCCCGAUACCUGUACCCGACAAGGACCCUCCAGUCGAUGAAUCUGUUUCAGCAAAAGUUCGCGGCAAGGCUCCGGCCACCGAUGAUGUACAAGACUUGACAGUAGACCCCAUCGUACCUGCGACCGAGACUGAUGCAUCUACGAAUAACGAACUUGCGGUGGAUAUCGAACUUCUUUUGACAUCUGGUGGACGUCACCCCUUUCGGAUCGAUGAAAAAUACUUAGCAAAACGGAACGUGACUGUUACAGGCAAAACCGAGGAUGGGAAAAUGGACCCGUUUAGCAUCACGGUGUACACACUUAAGGAGUUGAUACUGAGAGACUGGAGAAAGGAAUGGGAUCAACCCCCCAGAGAACCCAGCGCUAUAAGGCUUAUCCAUUUUGGCAAGGAAUUAGAGGAUCGGAACCAACUCAACCACUAUAACUUCACCCUAUCCAGAAAGGUUGUUCACAUGACUGUCAAGCCCCAAGAAUGGAUAGAUGACGAGGAAGCAGCUAAGAAAGUCAAGGACUCAGGGAGUAGUCGUGGUCGUAGUGGAUGCUGUGUCAUCUUAUGAUCUGACGCGAUCUCCUUUUUUCCGACGUAUAAUUGGGGGGAAAUCCCAUAUAAAUCCUUCAUCUAAUCUGAGUUAACGAAAAGGUACUUUCGGAGCGGCGGUAUCAUUCAUACCCUAUUUCACUAGAUAUGCUCUCCUAAAAGGCCGGAUACAAGUACGGGAAAGACGGGCAAUGGGGAGGGGGGGGGGGGCAUCUAUUGUUGGAAUUGAUUGUGCAAAUCUAGUUUUGGGCAUCGGGCGGCGCGAACGGGGUUUGAUUUAAAGCCAGCUGAGAUUGAAGCGAGAGAGCUAUUAGGAGAAAGCGUAUCGUUCACAUUAUUGCGUUGUGGCAAAGUCUAAACGGAGAGCCUUUUCUUUUUUUUCUCUGUCUCUGUCUCUGUGCCCUGGAAUACAUAAAGGCGGGCUCUUGGUGGGAAAGGGGAGAGGGGUUGGGGUGAGAGAUGCCUCGACGGGUUGGUUUCCAUUGUUGGUGCUUAUUUAGGUAUCCUUUUCCGUUCGUAUAGCACUUGGGAGAGGAGAAUCAGGCCGAAAUAUCCGGCGCACUUGUCAUCUUAUUAUGUUUAUAGUACCUGCUGCACUCUUAUCUAUCACUGGUCGUGAUGACCAUACGAGAUGAUAGUUUGGUCACUCCGGGACUGGUGUUUUCUGUACAUGUUAUGGAAUAUCAUGGAUAUAUACCUAGGUUAGGUAUAUAUAUAUUGUGAGCAUUUCAAA